Molecule: messenger RNA, 2465 nt
Organism: Ipomoea triloba (trilobed morning glory)
Lineage: Eukaryota; Viridiplantae; Streptophyta; Magnoliopsida; Solanales; Convolvulaceae
Product: O-fucosyltransferase 16-like
Exons: 10
Coding region: 225-1958 (577 amino acids)
Source: RefSeq, a predicted model, not a curated record
CUGAACACUGCUAGCCGACCGGGAGCCCGCCGGAGAAUAGAGUUGUCGCCGGUAUCGUUUGAUCCUUUCCGGUUAGAAGAAACGCCGCCGAGACGCCGAAACGCCGUCGUUUUUAAUCUCCGCAGAACGAAUCGGGCUCCCGCCGAUUCUUUUCUCUCUGUAAAAUCUCUUCGCCUGAGGGCAACGGAAGCGAGCAGGACGGCCAACUCCGCCACCAAUUCCACAUGUCGUUGCAACGGCGGCGGCACCAGCACCACCGCUCAAGGUCUCUAAUCCCUGUCAUAUUUUUCGUCUCUCUCAUCCUUCUCUUCCUUUUCCUCUUCCUUGCAUUGCUUGCACCUCCUCUCACCGAUAGCAAUCGGCUCCACUACCGCCGCCGUGACAUAUCGGCGGAGGAAGGCGGUAGUAAUGUGUCUGGAGUUCCGGUGUUUCAUAUUCCGACCAGUGGAGGAAUUCAUGAUCGUGAUCUUUGGAAGUCAAAAAAUGCAAAGUUUUUCUAUGGAUGUAGUAAUGCCAGUAGUAAAUUUGCAAGUGCGUCAAGCUUGAAUAAGGCUCAUAACUCAGCUUCUUGCCUUCUUCAUUUGUACUCCCCAACCCCUUAUGCUAAAACUAGAACAAAUCCAACUUGGUACUUGUCAAUUGCAACCAGUGGAGGUCUUAACCAACAGAGGACAGGGAUAGUUGAUGCUGUUGCUGUUGCUCGUAUUUUGAAUGCUACUCUUGUUGUUCCAGCACUAGACAAGAAUUCCUUCUGGAAAGAUUCCAGUGAUUUUUCAGACAUAUUUGAUGUUGAUUGGUUCAUAUCUUAUCUUGCAAAUGAUGUUGUAAUCAUAAAAGAGCUCCCACUUAGGAGAGGAAAGACAUGGAUUCCAAAUAAUGUUCGAGUUCCAAGGAAAUGCAGCGAGAAAUACUAUAUAAACCGCUUUGUGCCCAUACUUAAUAAAAAGCAUGCUGUUAGGAUCCCCAAGUUUGACUACAGACUUUCGAGUUCAUUGGAUACAGAGUUGCAAAAACUGAGAUGCAGAGUUAAUUAUCAUGCUCUGAAGUUUGUUGACCCUAUACUUAAAAUCGGUAAGGAAUUGGUCCAGAGAAUGAGGAUGAAGAGCAAGCAUUAUAUAGCACUUCACCUAAGGUUUGAACCUGAUAUGCUUGCAUUCUCAGGAUGCUAUUAUGGUGGAGGAGACGAGGAGAGGAUGGCAUUUGGGAAAAUAAGGAAGAGGUGGAAAACUCUACAUAGGAGCAAUCCAGAUAAGGGGAGGAGGCAAGGAAGAUGCCCUCUAACUCCUGAAGAAGUAGGUUUGAUGUUGAGAGCACUUGGAUAUGGCAAUGAUGUUCAUAUCUAUGUCGCAUCUGGUGAAAUAUAUGGAGGAGGUGACACAUUGGCUCCUUUGAAGGAACUCUUUCCAAACUUCCAUACAAAGGACACUCUAGCCACCGCUGAAGAACUACAAUCAUUUUCUGGAUUUUCUGCCCGCAUGGCUGCACUAGACUUCAUAGUUUGUGAUGAAAGUGAUGUUUUUGUUACCAACAACAAUGGAAACAUGGCAAAAAUUUUAUCAGGACGAAGGAGAUACUUUGGACACAAACCUACAAUUCGGCCAAAUGGCAAGAAAUUGUGGCGUCUGUUUUUAGGCCGGGAUAACAUGACAUGGGAAGAAUUUUCAUCCCAAGUUAAUAACUUUCAGAGAGGCUUCAUGGGGGAUCCCAUGGAGGUAAAGUCUGGUAGGGGUUUUCAUGAAUACCCUUCACCCUGCAUUUGCAGCGUCUCUGAUGCCAAAGAAAAAUUGGAAUUGGGUCCCCAAGAAACCCGUGAUGGGGGGAAUAUACAGUCAGAAAAGGAAGAUGAUGACCAAAAUGUAGAUGAUCUAGUGGAUAUGUCUGAACUAGAGCAGGAAGAAGACUUAAAUGAAAGCUUAAUGUCCGAGGAAUCUGAGUUGGAUGAGAUGCUUUCGGAUUGACAACAGGAGCAAUAUCUUACGUCUGAGAGAUCAGAGCUUCACAUUAAACACAUAGCCAUUCUGAAUUGACAGAACUCUUUUGAGCACUGCAUCCUUCAAAAAGAUGCAAUCACAGGAUACCAGCUUCCAAAAACGAGCUGCAGUUUAGCCAUCUGCUCGAGCCAUAAUUGCAUCUUGGAAGAAGUUUUGGCUUAGAAAAACACUCGUCUUUUUCAACAGAUAAACAAGCUAGGACAUCUGGGCAGGUAAAUUUAGUUUGUGUAGGGUUAUUAUUAUUAAAAUUAUUCGUUUUUUCCCCAUCAAUAAUAGCAGGGUGUAUCUCAUAUCCUCCUAAAACGUACAUAAACAAUUUUCUUUUUUCUUUUAAAUUACUUCAUUGAUCUAACUUAAAAGUUUUGAAGUGAGGUAGUCAAAACUGUACUAUCUUACAGUCUACAUAUGGACUAUGCAACUUACUGUCAGAGGAAGUAGUAGGCCAAUUUACUAGUAAUCUUUUUGAUUAUCAUC